GUCCAGGAAUCCCAUGGUGGCGGGUAAUAGUGUGGUAUGAUGUGGCAAGCACGGAAUGCAUGUGGGAGCCCUGCAUAGAGCGACAUGAAGGAAGUAUCACUCACCCCUGGGUCUAGAUUCGGCGACCAUUUACCAUGACGAGCCCACUCGUUGAUGGUUCGUUGUCUUAGUCAGCGCUUCUGAGAUGGACUGGCUCGGACUCUUUCUCAAGCCUUGAUAUAUGCUUCCAUUUGCGUGAACCAGUACUACUAGUACUGUAACUUCUCCUCGGCAUUCUAGGAGAGGAAGCAAGAACCUAGCAUCUUCAAACAGUUUAGCCAUACUCUAGUCAUGGCUUCACCUAUUCCCACAGCUGGAUUCGCCAGGGAGUUUGCGGGCAACUUUAGUGAUCUUGCCGCCGAUUUUGCAAGCAAUGUGGUCAACGUCAUCUCUCCCUACGUCCCUGACGCCAUCAAGUCCAACAUGCCCACGGUCAUGCCAUCGCCAAUUCCUUCGGAGAUGAGCUAUGGCUGGAAAUGGGUGGUAUACUCGUCUCUGCUCGCAGUGGGCAUUCAUGUCUUUGACUGGGGCUCCAGGGUGCGCCGCAACAGCAAGCUUCGCGAAUUUGGUGCCCCUGCCCCCAUGGUGCCUUUCAUUGCACCAUUCGGAAUUGAUCUUGCCAUAUACUCCUUGUACAGGUUCUUUCAUUUCACCUUCUUCGAACUCGUCAACUCUUGGCUAGAAUCUGUACCUGGACGCACCGUCGAGAUGCGCAUGUUUGCUACCGGCCUGCUCUUCACGGACGAGCCCGCAAACAUCAAGGCUAUUAUGUCUACGGAGUGGUCCAGUUUUGGUAGAGGCGAUGUCACCCAGCGUAUCUGGGGUGAUAUGCUUGGGCAGACACAGAUCUUUGUCGUUGAUGGCGAGGAUUGGCACAAGAGCAAAGAUCGUAUCAAGAACCAUGUAAUGAAGUCACGCCCCACCGAUCUUGAGAUCACUGAGAAGCAUGCCCAGAUCUUGUUCAAGCGCUUCAAUGCCGGCAAGCCCAUCGAGGUCUACGACGUUGCCGAUCGCUAUCAACUGGAUGUCGUGAGCGAGGUGUUCUUUGGCGAGUCAGCCAACUCCCUGAACGGACACCACCCGUUUAGGGAACCUAUGGAGACACUGCAUCCCAUCAACACGGCACGCAUGCUGUUUGGUAAAAACGCAUACUACGUCAAGGACAAGUAUUUCGCGCCAAAGGCGCUCAGGGAACUGAACGCCUACACCACGGGCGUCGCUGAGAGGGCAUAUGCCAGAGAUCUUUCGAAGAAAUCGCCCGAGGAUUACAACAUGUUGGAGGAUCUCGUCAGCCAGAAGAAGAGUCUCGAGGAUAUGAAGGACUCGAUGAUGACCAUCAUGCUUGGCGGAAAGGAUCCUUCGGCCAUUCUCAUCUCAUGGGCUAUCUUUCUUAUGGCCAAGUAUCCCAGCGUCAUGAAGAAGAUGCAAGCCGAGGUUGCGAGAGUAUGCGGCGAUAAACUGCCCACGGCCUCCGACCUUAAGGAGAUGAUGUACAUUCGCCACGUCAUUAACGAAACCUUUCGGCUGUAUCACCCUCUCGGCAUGAAUGUCAGAAUGGCGCUGAAAGACGCUACCCUGCCUGUUGGAGGCGGCAAGAGCGGAAAGGAACCCCUUGCAGUACCCAAGGACACCACCAUCAUCUACUCUCUUGGCGGCCUCCAACGCCGUAAAGACAUUUACGGCGAAGACGCUCUUGAGUUCCGCCCCGAGCGCUGGGAGGGAGCCAAGAUCAACCGCUGGCAUUUCAUUCCAUACAACCACGGUCCGCGCCACUGCUUGGGCCAGAACUUUGGACAGCAGCAGAUGGAGUACAUUCUUGCCAGAAUCUGCCAGGAGUACCACGAGAUCCGGGUGGCCAAGGGCCAGCGUGAGCAGCAGAUCCGCAUUGAGCUCAACUUGAAGAUGGCGCAUCCCUGCAUGUGCGAGUUUGUACCAAAGUCGAAGGGGGGUUAGGGCCAGUAGUAGUACUAGUAGGCAACGGGAGUUGUCAUGCAGCCGAGAAUUCAUGUCUAAUGAAACCAUCGAGCCAAAUACAGUGGGUUGGGGGACAAGGGAAGCACCAGCACUUCCUUCCGUACAUGAUGUAUUCAACGUAGAACACUGCAAAGUUCCCCCUGUAAGCAUGUCUUAGGGUCGGGAGAGGG
This is a messenger RNA of Canariomyces notabilis, 2183 nucleotides long. RefSeq names its product cytochrome P450. The transcript has 11 exons. The coding region runs from base 331 to 1992 and encodes 553 amino acids. Lineage: Eukaryota; Fungi; Ascomycota; Sordariomycetes; Sordariales; Chaetomiaceae. Gene Ontology annotation, molecular function: heme binding; oxidoreductase activity, acting on paired donors, with incorporation or reduction of molecular oxygen; iron ion binding. The record is from RefSeq and is a predicted model, not a curated record.